UCAAAUGAUAACAAUCUAAUAUCAAGUGCGAAAAAGAGAGGUUCACUUGAAAGCAUGUAUUGAAAGCGUGCAACUUUACAUUUCUGCGUGUAGACACCGCAUUAUGACGCGUAAUGAUAAAUGUUAUCGGUAGCGUGAUUUGCACUAAAGUAAUCGAUAUCUCCAAUUUUGUAAAUAAAUUCUGCUUCUGUUUGUUCAAUUUGUGCAAUUUUUUUAAUGACGUAUUUUGCGUUUUCAAACGUAUUUAACAAAAAAUUAGCUCCCAAAAAAUAAUUGUUUAUAAGACUCAAAACAUAAAUGUAAAGUUUAACAAUUUAAAAUGUCUACCGGUUGUUCACAUUUGCGUCAACGCCAGUUUUUACGUUUUGGCGGCAGCAUACAGGAGCUGCGUGAACAAUUGCAACAGGAAAUUGAAAACAAAGCAAAAGCCUGCUCCAAUCCUACGCAUCAAUGCUCGCUACCCCGUGUCGAUGACAGUGAAUAUUGUAUGCGCCAUAUCUUACGCGAUCCACGUGGUCUCUAUCGUCAAUGUACUUUUAUUUAUCCAAAUGGAAAGAAAUGUCCAAAUGCGUUACAAAAACAUGACAUUAAAAAAGAUCCAACAUUGACAACACUUUGCUUUGAGCAUAAUCGUCAAGCUCAAUUACGAAAAACACACACCACUGUAGGUAAAUUUAAAUGCACCGAUACAAAUGAGGCAUUACUUUACAAUUUAGCCAACCAUAUUAGUGUGGAAGAUACACAACUGCAAAGUGGUUGCGAGCAAGAUGAGGAAAUAGAUGUAGUAUCACCGCAUGUAACACCAUUUGUUGCACAUGAUCAGAUAAACAGUUUAAACACUGUGGUGUCAAGAUUGCAAAAAAAGCGACGAAUUUUGGAUUAUGCUUCCGAUAGUUCCAGUGAUUAUGAUACACGACCUAGCAUUAGAAGCUCGGCACGUAAUUUUGAUAUAUACGAAUCUGAUGAUGAUGAUAAUGAAAAUGAACUCCCGGAGGACUUGCUAAAAUAUGCCGGCGUUUAUACGCGCGAAGAAGCCGUACGUAUCUCAGAAGCUAAACUUACUAAACUACAGGGUUUAUACAUUGACCAAAUCAGUCAUUUACAAAAUAUACUUAAAGAUCGUCGUCGUCGCUAUCUAAUUGCUUUACGUAAAGAACGUGAAAUGCUUUGCAGCAUUCACGAUCAGAUAAAAGAUACACCGAAAGAACGCAAAAUCUACAACCAAUUAAAGGCAUUAAGUUCAUACCAUCGCCGAAAUGGUGUUGAGGCCGUGCUCCAUAAGAAAUUUAAAGAAAAACGUUCCCGCGUCACAGAUGGUUAUGCCCACAAAGGUCCUAGUUUUAAUAAAUGUAUUUUCACUGAAGGUGGCGUUAAAUGCGGUGAUCGAGCAAUGCCAUGUUGUAAAUAUUGUCGUAAGCAUAUUUUGGAAGACAAAAAGCAAGUACUCUUUCGUGCAUGCGGAGUGGAGAAGAGCGGAGUUGUAUGUCAGGAACCCAUGCCGUGCAUAUUUGACGAUGGCUCAACUUGUAUACUGCAUUUGACCAUUCCAGCACGUCGUCAAUAUAUUCAAAAGAAAUACGAAUCAGAAACAGACGACGAAGAGAAAGUAGAAUCAGGAAAGGUCAAGCCUCUUACAGAAGAAUUGAAAAAAACAGAAAAACUAGAAUCUGCAGUUACAGAGGAUUCUCCGGGUAGAAACGUGACAAUUGCACAUGACACAGAAACUGUUAUUGAUAUAAUCGGUGAUUGAAAGCAAACAAUGCGGUGUAACCGUGUAUGCAGUCGUUUUAAGAUUUGGUAAUGUUUAAAAAUGAUUUUAACUGUAUAUGUAUGUCGUUUAUUUUAUUUGAAACUAUAUCAGCUGAGAAUUACUCUGUAUUUCUUAUUAAAAAUCAUUUUUUAAUUAGAAUAAAUAAUUAUAUCAGGUGUACAACUU
Molecule: messenger RNA, 1936 nt
Organism: Ceratitis capitata (Mediterranean fruit fly)
Lineage: Eukaryota; Metazoa; Arthropoda; Insecta; Diptera; Tephritidae
Product: KAT8 regulatory NSL complex subunit 2
Exons: 5
Coding region: 320-1750 (476 amino acids)
Cellular component (GO): NSL complex
Source: RefSeq, a predicted model, not a curated record